Messenger RNA from Cryptosporidium ubiquitum, 1752 nucleotides. Its product is annotated as secreted pepsinogen like aspartyl protease. NCBI's taxonomy places the organism in Eukaryota, Apicomplexa, Conoidasida, Eucoccidiorida, Cryptosporidiidae. The record is from RefSeq and is a predicted model, not a curated record. Gene Ontology annotation, biological process: proteolysis. The transcript has a single exon. Gene Ontology annotation, molecular function: aspartic-type endopeptidase activity. Bases 1 to 1752 code for a protein of 583 amino acids.
AUGGAAAAUAAUGAACUUUUUGAUAUUUCUGGCAAUUUUACAAAUGAAGAUGUAUAUAAAUGGUCAUCAUCAUACCGUGACUAUGAUUACCAAGAUACUGAAAUUGAUAAUGAACACAAUUCUGAUUCUGAUUACGAUUCAUAUUCUGAUUCAAAUAUAAAUUAUCAUCAAGAUGAAAACCAUUACCAAGAGUAUAAUGAUGAUUACCAAAAUACUCAUAACUCAAAUAGUUCAAAACUUGUUUACUCUGAUUCAGAAUCUUUUCUUAUAAACCCAAAACUGAAAGAAAUAUAUAAUUUUUCAAAUAAUAAACAAAUUUAUAAAACCAUUAAUGUAUUGAAUGUUAAUGGAGAAAUAAUACCAUAUGAUAUUUAUCUUACAAAUGUAACAAUACCAUUAUUUGAAAUUAAAAAUUCUCUUUUUGUAUGUAGAAUUCGUAUUGGAGAGCCUGAACAAGAAUUUUGGCCUAUUAUUGAUACAGGAAGUAGUAAUCUUUGGGUUAUUGGAGAUGAAUGUAACCAGUCAAGCUGUCAAAAAGUUAAAAGAUAUUCCAAAUAUAUUUCAAAGUCAUUUAAAAGAAUAUCUAAAUAUGAUAAUAUUUCAGUAAUUUUUGGUACUGGUAAGAUUUAUGGUAAAUUAAUUUUAGAAACACUUAAAUUUGAUAAUUUUCAGCUUAAUCAACAUGUAAUUGGAAUUAUUGAAGAAGUUGAAAAUACUGAUAAUAGUAAAAUUGAUAUAUUUGAUGCUAUUGAACUUGAAGGAGUUCUUGGUCUUGGAUUCACUGAAAUGUCUUCAUCAAAAAAAUUACAACUUCCUUUAAUUGAAAGACUAAAAAAUCAUAAUCUUAUUCAAGAUAAUGUUUUUUCUAUAUAUAUUAAUGAUUAUCGUAUUAAACCAAUUAAUAAUAAUGAUAGACUCUCAAAGCCUUCUGCUAUUUUAUUACUUGGUGGAAUUGACCAAAAUCUAUUUUAUGAUGAUCUUCAUAUUCUUCCAGUUAUUAGAGAACAUUACUGGCAAGUUGAACUUGAAUCACUUUAUAUUGGAGACACUAAAUAUUGUUGUGAUUAUGGAUCACUUGCUUAUGAAUGGGAAAAUCUUGAAAAUGAACAUUUACAUAAUAAAUUUGGACCUUAUGAAGAUCCUCCUAUGGAUAUAUAUAUUUACAGAACUUUUAAUAAGAGUAUUGAUAAAACAAAUAGAACUCCUGGAUAUGUUAUUUUUGAUUCUGGCACUUCUUUCUAUACUUUACCAAAUUUUGAAUAUAAACAUUUUAUUCAAGAAUAUAAACCUUUUGGUGAUUGUUCACAAAUACAUUUAGAUUCAAAAAAGAUUGAUCCCAAAAUAACUGAACAUUUUCCCAAUUUUACUUAUACAUUCAAAGAUGGAUUCCAACUUAUAAUCCCACCAGAACUUUAUUUAACACCAAAUGAAGAAGGUAAAUGUAAACCAGGGAUUAUGAUGAUUGAUGUUCCAGGAGAAUAUGGACAUUCUUAUCUACUUGGAUCAUUAUUUAUGAGAUCUUAUUAUACAGUUUAUGCUAAAAAUAUUCCCAAAAUUGGUUCUGUUGUUGGAAUUGCAAAAGCUAAACAUAAUAAAGAUACCAGAAAAUAUAUUUAUAACAAACUUUCUUCCAUUAAUGAAUCUUUUGUACCUCCUAAUGAUGAUGAAGCAGAAUUUUACUGGACUAAACUUAAUGGAAAAUUAUCUGAAAAUUGGAAAUUCCCACCAAUAUUAAGUAAUCUCUUUUUCUAA